CACUCAUUCAUCCAUCUCUCUUUCUCUGUUGCUGGAAGAUGAAGAACUAGGAUAAGAAGAGGGGGGAGAAUGAAAACACUUCUAGAUCCAUUGUGCUAUUCUCCUUAUGAGCUAUCAUCUCCAAAAUCAACUCCCAGUCUGUCUCUUUCUAUAGUUGCAAUCUCUCAAACGACCUAUCUUCUACUCCUCUAACUUGAAUGGAUUUGUCGAUUGCACAAUCACGCGAGUGACGACCUUGCCUUGGGGAUGACUGUCGUUCUCAUGUUGAUUGGAUAGAUGGUGAGUUCCUUGUGACACAAUUGUUUUUGUGUAAUUUUUCAGUAUAUGUUAUUUUAGUGCUUGCCUUCUCUAGUGGUGGUUUUAUUUUAUUCUUCAAUCUCUCUUCGUGUUUGUUGCCUGACAUUUUAUUGUAUGUUCCUUCUUUCUCUAGAAUUACAUCCAACCAAGGGCAUUUUUGUAAUUUCCAACGUGACAACAAAUGACUUUUAUUCCUCCCAUCUCUCAAUACAUUUUUUCCAGACUUUUCUCUCUUGCAUGACGAUGAUUAGAAACUGCCAUGAAGAAACUGAGGAUGCUUCACAGCUAAGCUCCUCUCUAUGUACUUAUCUUCUUUUUGGUUCCAGCUGAAUUCCAAUCUCACUCGUUUUCACUCUUUUGGUCUGACCGACAAUUCGAUAAAUAAAUAAAAAGUCGGAAGAGGAUGAAGAUAAAACAAGAUAAACAUAUUGAAUAGAAGGAAGAAAGAAGGCGUGUGAAGGAGAGGAAGGACCCCCAACAACAAUCAGAACCGCCUCCGCCUGGACGGAGAUGAUAAUGAUGAAAGGGAGGAUGGCAUUCAAUGUCUUCGUCUCAACUCAAAGGAAAGCUUGAUCGACGAACACUCAUCCAAAUGGAAAUGACGAGCCUAGCGACGUAUAGGAACAAACAAAACGGGGAGGAAGGAGAUGUGGGUCGAUCCGCCAUAUAAGAGAAAGAGGAGAAGAUGGCGAAGGGGACCGAUUAGCGGGAGGUGAGUCACCAUGCAGACAAUGUUGAGCGGCGGCGCGGGGCGUGAGCAGCAGCCAACAGGGCUGGUGGAGAGGCUGGUGGUGACCAACCUAGGGCGGGGCGCGGGAGAUGUUUCAGGUAGCCAACUUUGGACGAGUGAAACAUGUUAUUGGCUCGAUGAAAAUGGACGUUUGAGAGCAUGUUUUGAAGCUGGAGUUACCCUCUACCUGUUGACAUGCCUUGGAGCUCGAUUGAAAGUCCAAAAGGUGGGUUUUCAGGCUGUGCAAAAGUGGAAGUGAAAACCGGAGAACUGCCCAAAAUCGGCUAAGGCAUGAAACCGUUUCGGCAGAACAACUUUGGAGCUCCAUUCUGGACAAUUAGUGGGGAAUCGAGUUGCAAGGUUUGUUCCACAUGAAAGAUUGCAUUUUCUACUGCAAGGACGAGGCAUUGGAUGAUUGGUUUGAUCUCUGGAAGGGUUCGAACGAGGGUGCCAAAGAUUGUGUCGAGCCUGCUGUUUUUGACUUUGGAGGAAGGCUAAUCCAAAUCCUAUUCGGAUUAGGAUUUGUAAGCUGUUUGAUUCAAUUACUUUUCGUGUUGGACUUGUUAUCCUUUUUGAAAUGUAACCUAGCUAGACUUCCUUUUCAAGUUGUUAGAUGGAUUUAGGUUCUAGUUAAGUCGAGUUAACCUUUGUAAUAAAGAGAUUAGGUUGAA
Molecule: messenger RNA, 1698 nt
Organism: Linum trigynum
Lineage: Eukaryota; Viridiplantae; Streptophyta; Magnoliopsida; Malpighiales; Linaceae
Source: the annotation of a GenBank genome assembly